Molecule: messenger RNA, 1530 nt
Organism: Ananas comosus (pineapple)
Lineage: Eukaryota; Viridiplantae; Streptophyta; Magnoliopsida; Poales; Bromeliaceae
Product: probable inactive shikimate kinase like 2, chloroplastic
Exons: 8
Coding region: 62-1192 (376 amino acids)
Source: RefSeq, a predicted model, not a curated record
CCUCCCUCCCUCUCUCUCUCUCUCUCUCUCUCAUUUCGAGUUACUCCUCUUGAGAACGCCAAUGGCGGCGUCUCUCCUCUCCGCGCUCUCCUUCUCCCUCCAAAACCCUAGAGAAACCCUAAAAGUCCCUCGCCCUCAGAUCCCUCUUCUCGGCUCCCCUCUCCUUCUUAGAGCUAGAAAGGCUCUUACCCUUCCUUCUCUUCUACCCUCUCGACAUCUAUCCUCCUCGGAGAGGCUUCGAUCGGUUCCCAACGCACGUGUCUCUUCCACUCCUACCGCAACUAGAAACUACGAGUUUGCUGAUGGUGUUGCAGAGGUAGAAUUGAGGUUAGAUAUUGGGGCAUUAGGUGUGCAAAGUUCGAGAGAUGUUUUUGUGGAUGUAGAUGAGACUUCAUUAUUGAUUAGAGUUAAAGUUGCCGGAACCCUCAUAACUCUUAUGGAAACAGAUCGUCUGUUUGAGAGGAUAAAAUCUUCAGAAACAAUAUGGUACAUAGAUGAGGAUCAAUUGGUACUUAAUCUGAAGAAGUAUGACGCAGAUUUGAAAUGGCCUGAUAUCAAGGAAUCUUGGGAGUCGCUUUCUGUAGGAAUACCUCAAUUAUUAAAAGGAACUUCUGUUUAUAUUAUUGGUGAUUCCACAGAGAUUAAUGAGGCAGUGGCUAAAGAACUUGCUAACGGCAUUGGAUAUGUUCCACUUUAUACAAGUGAACUGCUGGAAAGAUAUGCUCAACAAUCAGUCGAUUCAUGGGUGGCUUCGGAAGGAGCUGAUAGUGUUGCUGCGGCAGAAAGUGCUGUAUUAGAAAGUCUUAGCAGUCAUGUUCGUACUGUCGUUGCUACGCUUGGGGGGCAGCAUGGAGCUGCAAGUAGACCUGACAGGUGGCGACAUCUUCAUGCUGGCUUCACUGUAUGGUUGUCCAGAUCUGAAGCUAUAGAUGAAGCAUCUGCAAAGGAAGAGGCUCAAAGGCAUAUAGAAGAUGGAAGUUUAGCUUAUACAAAGGCAGACAUAGUCGUGAAGCUCGGGGGAUGGGAUAUAGGCUAUGCUCGAGAUGUGGCUCAGGGGUGUCUAAGUGCUUUGAAACAACUAACCCUAUCAGAUAAGCAGCUUGCAGGAAAGAAGAGUCUUUACAUUAGGUUAGGGUGCCGAGGAGAUUGGCCUAACAUCAAGCCUCCUGGUUGGGACCCGUCAAGCGGGUAGAUCCCUCUCUUCAAUCUUAACAAAAAGCAUCUGCAAUGUUGUAAUGACAAGUUCGAUUGCAAAUUUGUUCAUUAGAACCACCAGAGUAAGUACAUGAUGUUUCAAAAUUAACCAUAUUUCUUUGGGGUAGUGGCGGUAAAUGAUUUUUUCCCUUUUCCUUCCGUGGAAAAAUUCCCAUGAAGUGCAAGCGCUCGAAAACGGAUGUUACUUGAGAAAAAUUUGGAAAUGUGUUGGUCCAUAUCUUUGCCGAAUUCAUCUGCUAGUGUACGACCACGGUGUAUUAACAUGGAUAUAUUUGGUUGGCAAACUUCUAUGUUAUUUUCAUACAGUUUUAUGCA